GGGCCCUAACGCAUGGAAAUAGUGUCCUCUGCGCGUAUACUUCAUAUUUUGGCGAUUUUAGUACGACAUCAGGGAACUUUUGGCAUACUAACUAUAUCCAUACUAUGACCAAUAAUCAUACUAUAUACCCAAUCACGCCACAAAUAGUACGGUUAGUAUGAGUAUUCUAACACAGUUCUACGGUCUGGUUUAAUUUAAAAGAACGGAAAGAGAAUCUUUCAACCAGGAAGUGAAUUCAACCAAUAGGAUUUUGCAAAGCGUCCUAAACUGACGUCAACCCGGUAACGAUGAACAACCGGUAGGAUUGUAGAGAAAUCUAGAAAUCUGUGCUGAUUUUCCGUUAACUGAAUUGUUUUAAUAUACUCAUCUAAAACGUGCAAACAUCAUGGUUUUCGAUGUGAGGAGGUUGGAUAUCUACAGGAAAGUCCCCAAAGACCUGACCCAGCCCACGUACACAGGAGCUGUGGUGUCCAUCAUCUGCUGUAUCUUCAUGUUGUUCCUGUUUCUCUCAGAGCUGAAGGGAUUCAUAGCCACUGAAAUUGUUAAUGAGCUCUAUGUGGAUGACCCUGAUAAGAACAGUGGUGGGAAGAUUGAUGUGAGUUUGAACAUCAGUUUGCCAAACUUACACUGUGAUUGUGAGUAUAUUAUACAUACAUUCAUAUCCACUGUUAUAUACUGUAUUACUGUCUGAAUGUACUAACUUUGUAUAAGAGGUAAUUUAUAAAUAUGCACAUACCAUGUACACCUGUUGUAUGACCCUGGGGUGGCAGCAGGUCAUUUAUAAAUACACACAUACCAUGUACACCUGUUGUAUGACCCUGGGGUGGCAGCAGGUCAUUUAUAAAUAUGCACAUACCAUGUACACCUGUUGUAUGACCCUGGGGUGGCAGCAGGUCAUUUAUAAAUAUGCACAUACCAUGUACACCUGUUGUAUGACCCUGGGGUGGCAGCAGGUCAUUUAUAAAUAUGUACAUACCAUGUACACCUGUUGUAUGACCCUGGGGUGGCAGCAGGUCAUUUAUAAAUAUGCACAUACCAUGUACACCUGUUGUAUGACCCUGGGGUGGCAGCAGGUCAUUUAUAAAUUUGUACAU
Messenger RNA from Salvelinus fontinalis (brook trout), 1094 nucleotides. RefSeq names its product endoplasmic reticulum-Golgi intermediate compartment protein 1-like. The record is from RefSeq and is a predicted model, not a curated record. The transcript is spliced from 4 exons. Gene Ontology annotation, biological process: retrograde vesicle-mediated transport, Golgi to endoplasmic reticulum; endoplasmic reticulum to Golgi vesicle-mediated transport. Gene Ontology annotation, cellular component: endoplasmic reticulum; Golgi membrane; endoplasmic reticulum membrane. NCBI's taxonomy places the organism in Eukaryota, Metazoa, Chordata, Actinopteri, Salmoniformes, Salmonidae. The coding region runs from base 386 to 691 and encodes 101 amino acids.